Molecule: messenger RNA, 1311 nt
Organism: Coffea arabica (coffee)
Lineage: Eukaryota; Viridiplantae; Streptophyta; Magnoliopsida; Gentianales; Rubiaceae
Source: RefSeq, a predicted model, not a curated record
AUGUCCUCUUCAAGCCAACCAGCAGAAUCCUGGAAUUCACCCACAACUUUCACUAUUAAAAACAGAUAUUACUACAUCAAUCGCAAGGCCACAGUGAAGAUAUCAGAGAGCAAAAAGAAUCCGGACAAAUUGUAUUUCUCCUGCUCAAAAUCAUUUUAUUCAGGAUGGGAUGGGUGUGUUGGAACUUUUGCGUCCAUGGGUAACUCUCAUUUUGCCAGGGACUGUAAAAUAGAUGUCUUCCUCCUCAAAUCACAAUUAAAUGCUAUCAGAGAUUCGAUACAGGAUAUAGGUAUCAUGGAUAUCGCAACUGCAAAACUUAGCGGACCAGUAGAAUAUGACACCGGGUGUGAAGCAAAGCAUAGACCGAGAGCCGAGGAGUUAGGAGCCUUUGAUGAAGGAGAGGAAGCAUUGGAAGCCGAAGAUGAGAAUCCUGAUGAUGCUGCAGUUGAAAAAACUGUCACUGGGAUCCCUCCGCUGAUUGGGAAUUUGGCAAAGCUCCGAACUUUGGCCCUCUCUUACAAUGGUCUAAGUGGUCCAAUACCAGAAAGCAUUGGUAAGCUAUCGAAACUUGAGGAAGUGCAUCUAAAUUCUAACAACUUCUCUAGCUCUCUUCCUUCCGGCCUUGGAGAUCUCAGCAGUCUUGGAACAAUGGAUCUUACUUCAAACCAUUUUUCGGGUUCUAUACCUCAUGCUAUUGGAAAUUUGAUGAAUCCGGUGAACUUGUAUCUAGAGAAUAACUUACUAACAGGCUUUAUACCAAAAAGUAUUGGUAACUUGCAGGCACUCCAAGAUCUUAAGCUAUCAAACAAUCUGUUGACUGGGGGAAUUCCGUUUUCCAUUGACAAGUUAAGUUCUUUGCGCUCUAUUUUACCGGGUAAUAAUCAUCUUGCAGGAAGGAUUCCUUCUUUUUUUGGGCAACUGAAGUCACUCGUUACACUGUCCCUUGAGAAUAACCAGCUUGAGGGGCCAGUCCCAUCCAACUUAGGCCAGUUACAAUCAUUGGCAGAGUUAAAUCUUGGUGGGAACAGAUUAUCUGGUAGACUACUAAAAACUAUUGGCCUGCUCCCACUUUUCACCUUAUGCAUCUCGAACAACAUGAUUGAAGGACCACUACCUGUGGAGAUGUCUUCUCUCACGAAUCUUUCAAGACUCUAUCUAUCAUUCAAUCCGCUGAAUCUCUCGUCAAUUCCAACUUGGCUUGUGGAUAUGCCAUCGAUAAACGCGAUUCACUUGGCUGGAUGUGGAAUAGAAGGUGAAAUUCCAAGGCACCUACAAAGUGCUGCAAGCAGACGGGCGGAAUUGGACUUGUGA